AUGUCACGUUUUGUUCGACAUCAAAAUAAUAUUGUAAUCAUUUGUAACACAGUCAGAACGGUUUGGCAUGAAACCUCUUGGAAUGUGGCCUGGGAUACCUGGUGGCACUACAAAGAAGGAGCUAUUGGAGGUCCCAGCUACUGGGGUCACACUGCGCAUAUGGCAUACGCAGAGGACGUGUGGCGUUCAUGUCACAUGGGAAAACUUCAGUCUCCCAUUAGCAUCAGUUCGUCCGAUUUGACUUAUGACAAGUCCCUGCGUCAACUGGAUGUACUUGGAAAAGAAAAACAAGUUGACAUGGAGAUACACAACACCGGGCAGGAUGUGAAAAUUGAAUUACUGGAUACCUCACCUCCACUCAUUCUGACGGGUGGGCCUCUAUCCUAUGAAUACCGAAUUUUCGGGGCACUCAUUAAAUUUGGAUCAGAUUCGUCAAAAGGAUCUGAUCACCAGAUAGAUGGAUUCUCUUUUCCUGCAGAGGUUGGUGAACACCCAUCUGCUGACUUGUCGGCUCUUUUGGCCACUAUUGUAGACGUUCAACUCAAAGGACAAUUUCGACGCCUAAACGGGCUUCUGAUGUCCGCCAUUUUGCCAUCAACGGAACAAUUCAUCACUUAUCAAGGAUCCAUACCAUUCCCUGCAUGUCAUGAAACAGUCACUUGGAUAGUGUUGAAUCAAGCUGUGAUAAUCACCGAAGCUCAACUCCAAGCAUUGCGUGAACUUCGCAUCGGACCGGUAAAAGAAUCGGGGACAAUGGCGAACAACUUCCGGCCGGUACAGAAACUCAAUGGUCGGUCAGUGAGAACCAAUAUCGACUUUGAAGAAACUGUGAGUCGGCUGUCCAGAUCGGGUGAUGAAUCCUCGAACUUGGGCCAAUCAGAGGUUUUAGCUUCUGGUUGUGCGGUACAGGAUACGGCAGGUGGAUUGAAGGGUGGUGGUGCACCGCGUUUCGCAUCUCUAUAG
Echinostoma caproni is the source of this 963-nucleotide messenger RNA. NCBI's taxonomy places the organism in Eukaryota, Metazoa, Platyhelminthes, Trematoda, Plagiorchiida, Echinostomatidae. The record is from the annotation of a GenBank genome assembly.